AUGUAUCAAGGUAUGCUACAAGAAGCUUUGCAAAAGAUUUUUCUACCUUCCUUUGCGAGAUCGGAUGACGUGAAUGCGCUAAUGGAUCAUAUUCGUGCAGAUUUGCCGAAUAUUACCUUCUAUUCGCAUGAACUCCCACCUCCUGAAGUGAGGAACUUAGUGGAUAUGUUGAUGAUUAUUGUUCAUGUGAAUGGCGUUGGUAUUAGACAAACGCUUGUUGAUAUGGGUUCGACACUGAAUGUUGAAACACGGGUUAUUGCUAAAAAAGAUAUUCUUAAGCACCUCUUUGCAAAGUUUGAUCUCUCGGGAAGGCUGGCCAAGUGGGUGAUCGUGCUCUCUGAUUUUGACUUACAAUUCAUAACUCAGAAGUCAAUCAAAGGGCAGUUGAUCGCUAGUCAGUUGGUUGAUGCUCCCUCAAGCAAGUAUUUUCCCACCUUAGACCUCUUCCCUGAUGAGAAUGUUCUGAUCAUUGACCAGGACUCCGUGUGGGAUAUGUAUUUUGAUGGUUCGAGGUGUCAAACUGGCUCAGGCCCAGGUGUGGUUUUUGUUUCACCUGAAGGAAAGAAAAUUCCUCUCUCUUUCUAUUUAGAAUUUCAUUGUAUCAAUAACAUCACCGAGUACAAGGCCGUGAUUCUAGGACUUCGUGUUGUGAUUACCAUGGGUGUGAAGAACAUCCACAUCCAUGGAGAUUCUGAGCUCAUUGUGAACCAAGUGACAAGUGCCUAUCAUGUUAAGCAAUUGAAGUUGUCUCAGUACAUGGACUUAGUAUUGACCAUCCUGAAGCACUUCGCUACUUACACAAUUAAUAGCAUCUCAAGGAGGGAAAAUCAUGAUGUGGAUGCAAUGGUGAGCAUUGCUUCUCUUGUAGGCCCAGACUUUGGCUAG
This is a messenger RNA of Cryptomeria japonica (Japanese cedar), 885 nucleotides long. RefSeq lists its product as uncharacterized. Bases 1 to 885 code for a protein of 294 amino acids. Gene Ontology annotation, molecular function: RNA-DNA hybrid ribonuclease activity; nucleic acid binding. NCBI's taxonomy places the organism in Eukaryota, Viridiplantae, Streptophyta, Pinopsida, Cupressales, Cupressaceae. The record is from RefSeq and is a predicted model, not a curated record. The transcript has 2 exons.